AUGUCUGUAACCAUCGACAGUAAUGUGCCUCAAGAUUUGCCCGAUCGAAUCGGUCCAGAAAUGGCUCCCAAGCGCUCCUUCAGCGAACACAUCCAACACAUUUCGAGGGCCUUCACCACGAAGCAGGGACUCAUUGGCACAUAUGACUAUGCCUUCCUCUUCAAACCCAAUCUUCCUUUUAUGAAGAAGUCCAAGCAACAAGCCCCCUUUUUUGGCCUUCAAGAUCGGAUGCCCGUUUUCCUGGCCCUGCUGCUUGGAUUCCAACAUUCUCUUGCUAUGCUUGCUGGUAUCAUAGCACCCCCAAUGAUCAUCGCCGGCGCGGCAGCAUUCGACCAGCAAACCACACAAUAUCUCGUCUCGACCUCCCUGAUCGUCUGUGGUAUUUUAUCAUCCGUGCAAAUUACUCGUUUCCACAUCUACAAGACCCCGUACUAUGUCGGCACAGGUCUGAUCUCCGUCGUCGGCACCUCGUUCUCCAUGAUCCCCAUUGCUACCAAAGGCCUGGCGCAGAUGUAUGCCAAUGGCAAGUGCCCUUCAGCGGCAGAUGGCACCCCUCUCCCUUGCCCCGCAGGUUAUGGGGCGCUUCUCGGCACGGCCUCCCUUUGCUCGCUGCUUGAGAUUGGGCUCUCGUUCAUGACUCCAAAGACUCUGAAGAAGCUCUUCCCUCCGAUUGUGACAGGCCCAACCGUGACGCUCAUUGGGGUGGCCUUAGUCCAGACAGGUUUUCAGGAUUGGGCAGGGGGCUCCGGAUCUUGCAUGGGCCGACCUACAAGUGGUGAUUAUAUGCUUUGUCCGUCAAACACAGCACCUCAUGCGCUCCCUUGGGGAAGUGCCCAGUUCAUUGGUCUCGGGUUCUCUGUUUUUGUCACCAUCAUCAUCUCCGAGAGGUGGGGGUCGCCAAUCAUGAAGUCUCUGAGUGUCAUUGUAGGCCUCCUAGUUGGUUGCAUCAUUGCAGCAGCAACGGGUUACUUUGACAAGAGCACUAUCGAUGUCGCCCCAGUUGCGUCUUUUAUCUGGGUUAAGACUUUCCCUCUGUCCGUCUAUGGACCACUUGUCUUGCCUAUGUUAGCCAUCUACCUCAUUCUCAUGAUGGAAACCAUCGGCGACAUCACCGCGACCUGCGAUGUAUCCCGUCUCCAGGUAGAAGGGAAGCUCUUCGACUCCCGAAUCCAAGGUGGAAUCCUAGCAGACGGAUUUAACGGCUGUAUCGCAAGUUUAGCUACCAUCACCCCCGUUUCGACAUUCGCGCAGAACAACGGAGUCAUCGCUCUCACCCGCUGCGCCAACCGCAAAGCUGGCUACGCAGCGUGCUUCUUCCUCAUCGUCAUGGGGGUUUUCUCCAAGUUUGCUGCGGCCCUGACUGCCAUCCCAUCGUCUGUGCUUGGAGGCAUGACGACUUUCCUCUUCGCAUCCGUUGCGGUAUCGGGGCUGCGGAUCAUCGCCAGCGUGCCCUUCACUCGCCGCACCCGAUUCAUCCUUGCCUGCUCCAUGGGGCUAGGUUUAGGGGCUAUAUUGGUACCUACAUGGUUCAGUAACGUAUUCACCUACAAGGGGAACAACAGAGCCAAGUCCGGGUUCUUCGAUGCCAUCGUACUCGUUCUCGAGACUGGCUUUGCAGUCACGGGAUUUGCAGCAGUGUUACUGAACCUGCUACUCCCCGAGGAGGACGAGGCGGAGGAGACGGAGAGCUUGUCGGGAGAUCCAGGGGAGGGAGAAGCGAUUGAGCUUGCGGCUGGGCCCGUGGAGUAUAACAAGAAGGGUGAGGAGCCUAGUGGGAGUAGUGGUGUGGACGAGAGUAUAAAGACAUAA
Messenger RNA from Amorphotheca resinae ATCC 22711, 1809 nucleotides. RefSeq lists its product as hypothetical. Lineage: Eukaryota; Fungi; Ascomycota; Leotiomycetes; Helotiales; Amorphothecaceae. Gene Ontology annotation, cellular component: membrane; fungal-type vacuole. The coding region runs from base 1 to 1809 and encodes 602 amino acids. Gene Ontology annotation, molecular function: xanthine transmembrane transporter activity. The record is from RefSeq and is a predicted model, not a curated record. The transcript has 6 exons. Gene Ontology annotation, biological process: transmembrane transport; xanthine transport.